AUGUUUGAUCAUAUGAAAUUGCUGCGAUGCAUCAGCUUCACGGCGUCGCGUGAUUGGUUUUUCCGGCAAUCAUUCGCAAACGCCGGUCUCCGUUCCGUCACCACCGAUCUCUCCCACGGCAAUUCGAUCGCAACGACGGCUAUGCAUUGUUGGAUCCCUAAAGCCCCAAAUCGAUCUAAACCCAACCUCCUCCUCGUCCACGGAUUCGGCGCGAACGCGAUGUGGCAAUACGGCGAGCAUCUUCGAGCUUUCACCGGCCGAUUCAACGUCUACGUUCCCGAUCUCCUCUUCUUCGGGUUAUCUCACACAGCGGAACCGAACCGGACCGAAUCGUUCCAGGCUCGGUGUCUGAUGCGGUUAAUGGAAGCGCACGGAGUCCAGAGGAUGAACAUCGUCGGGAUUAGCUACGGCGGAUUCGUUGGGUACAGUUUAGCGGCGCAGUUUCCGGAGAAAGUGGAGAAGCUGGUGUUGUGUUGCGCCGGGGUUUGCUUGGAGGAGAAAGACAUGGAGGAUGGAUUGUUUAAGGUUCCAAAUCUUGAAGAAGCCACCGGAAUUCUGAUUCCUCAGACGCCGGAAAAGCUUAAGGAACUCAUUCGAUUCUCGUUCGUUAAGCCGAUCAAAGGUGUUCCAUCGUUUUUUCUCUGGGAUUUUAUCGAUGUAAUGUGUACGGAGUUUGUGGAGGAGAAGAGAGAUUUGAUCAAAUCAAUACUCAAAGAUCGGAGACUUUCGGAUCUUCCUAGGAUCAAACAGAAAUCGUUGAUCAUAUGGGGAGAAGAAGAUCAAAUAUUUCCACUGGAACUGGGUUACAGAUUAAAAAGGCAUAUAGGAGAAAAUGCAGAGAUAGUGGUGAUCAAGAAGGCAGGACAUGCUGUGAAUUUGGAGAAGCCCAAAGAGUUCCUCAAGCAUUUGAAAUCUUUUCUCAUUGACUCUCUGUAA
Messenger RNA from Microthlaspi erraticum, 936 nucleotides. Lineage: Eukaryota; Viridiplantae; Streptophyta; Magnoliopsida; Brassicales; Brassicaceae. The record is from the annotation of a GenBank genome assembly.